Molecule: messenger RNA, 1690 nt
Organism: Apis florea (little honeybee)
Lineage: Eukaryota; Metazoa; Arthropoda; Insecta; Hymenoptera; Apidae
Gene: tan
Product: C45 family peptidase tan
Source: RefSeq, a predicted model, not a curated record
GUAGCGGACAGAAGCCAAUCGUGAAGUGUCAGUCUCUCGCGCGACAAUCAUCAUCAGAACAACGCUAGUGGCUACGUUCGUUUUAUUUUAUUUCCAUUCCACGGUGUUAUUUCACUUCGAUUUUCAUCCAAGCGAAUUUUUAUUUACCGUGUUGUUUUCAUACGUGCUUAAUCAUUUUGGAAAUGACAUCCGAUCAAAAUCCGAUGACGAAUCAAACAGAGGAGGAUAUCGGAAGAAGGCAAGCAGUCCGCAUCAUACACACUAGAGGAACUCAUUACGACAUUGGUUUUGAUAUUGGUCAAACAUUUUCCGGUUUAAUUCAGAAUUUCAUCAAUAUAUAUGAACCACUUAAAAGUUAUUUAUCACUUUAUGAAACGGAAGUGGGUAGAAAAAUUUAUGAUGAGACUCUUGCCUGUGUGGAACAACAGUUUCCUGGAUAUCUGAAAGAAAUUCAAGGAACAGCCGCCGGUGCCAACGUUCCUUUUUACAAGUUAUUUCUCAUGCAUUUAGAUGAUAUUUUGCCAAAUGUGGCUAACGAAGGACAAGAGAAUACAUUACCGAUUGGUUGUUCAACUAUUAUGUGCAAUCAACCAGGACAAGAAAUUUUAGGACAUAAUGAAGAUGCACUUAGCGAGACAUUAAAUCAUUGGUAUUUGGUUUCUGCGCAUGUAAUCGAACCAGAUAAUAAGGAAGAAAAAUUUACAUCUUUGAGUUAUGCUGGAUUUUUACCAGGAUACACGAUGGGUUACAAUCAUCAUGGCCUCGUUUAUAGUAUCAAUACACUUAGUGCUGCUACCUUAAGGUCUGGUAAAACACCCAGGUACUUUUUAACUCGGGCGCUAUUGACUGCGGAAAAUUAUGUGCAAGCUCAACAGAUUUUAAGAAAUGAAGGUUUCGGUGCAGCAGAAGGAUUUUCAGUAAAUAUGACUUUUUUAAUGCAAGAAGGGGAUAGAAUGUUCCAUAAUGCUGAGGUUGGUCCUUGCAACAUUAAUGAUACGCAAUCACAAUUGAGUAUUUUAACCGUUAGUCCUGGAGAGAAUACAUUUCACUGUAACAAAUAUCUCCGAUUAAAGAUACCAGAAGUAAAAGGUCUUAUUAUAGAUAGUAGUAUCAAAAGAGAAGCUGUCAUUUGUAAAUACUCUCCUGCUAAAUCAUACCAAGAUGUUAUAAAUAUUCUAAGCGAUCAAACGGAUGAUGAACACAAAAUUUAUCAAGACGGUCGUGUGAAAACCAUAGCAACCGGUAUCUUUGAUUGUAUCAAAAAAACCUGGUCUAUCUAUACGGACAAACCAAAUCCUACGCAGCCGGUUUUGGUGAUACCAUUACAAUUGCAUGAUGAAUCAACAGUUUCUGCAAUGUAAUGAAAAUUCGUUGAUCAAAUUAAAUAGUAAAUCGUUCUUCGAAAAUUUUAUCGACUAUUUCAUCGCAAGAUACUGAAUUGUUACUUACUUGUUCCUUUUUUUUUUUGUUUUUCGUUGUUAUAGCACAUUAAAAUUUUUUUAGAAAUAUGUAUAAUAUUUCUGUUAUUAAAUCUUGUAGUAAUUAUAUUGUAUUUACAAUACUCUCGAUAUUCUUUCUUCGUAUUUUACAUAUCUUAACAAAUUAUCUUUAUCCGUAGUUUAAUUAUGAUCAAGAAUUGAAUUAUAUCAUUGAACGUUAAAGAUAAAUCAAAAUCAAGGUUUCUUAAAAA